UGUUGCAAUGUCGAGUGUGUUGUUCAAGUAAAAGUAUUUUGUGCGUGCAAAACAGUUCAAUCCAUUGUCGGAAUUGUUGUAGAAUUGUGGCUUUAAUGUAGUAAAAAUGAUCUCGAAUGCAUUGUGCGAUCUGGAGAAAUGUGUGGACACUGCCGGGGUCCAGCUCGAUACGCUCGCCCUUAAAUUAACAGAUGUGGAGCGCAAUCUGGACGAGAAUGAGUUAGAGUCGCUGGAAAAUGAAUCCGUCAUGGAGUUGCUGGAGUCCGUGACGGAGGUGAAAAACGAGUAUCAAAAUUUACGCAAAGAUUUGCAGGAGGUGCAGCAGCUGCAGAAGGAAAUGACAAACUCGCUUCGCUAUCAGUUGCGAAACAUGACGCAAACGUUCCGUGGGCUGAAGAAAAAAAUCGAAUCUAACUCCAUACCCGUGCACCUGGUACCGCCACCGGCCGGAUCGUCUUCCCGUGGUGCGGGACACGAAGCGCGUGACGGGCAGCAUCAGUCGCAUCCACAGCCGCCCCAGCUACUGCCUCAGCCGGAUCUGACCGUGCACGAUCAUGGACCGCGGCGUGCCAUGGGCAUCCUGAAGAGUGUCAGUAAGAACUGAGUAAACCGUUCCCGUGCAUCGUUUGGUAAAAUUCGAAGCACUGUCCUCGCUGGUAUCGAUCAGCUCACGACAAGCAUCGUCUGCCGAGUGCUAUCGGGCAUCACGCAUUACGUUCCCAUACGCUAGUUUUGAAAAAAAUACAACACAUCAUCAUCGUUAUCGUUGGAGUGACUUUCCAACAACACACCCACCACCCACCAUGCGAAAGGAUAGCGGCGGCCACAAAUAGCCUGUCAGAACGGUGUGCUCCGGCUGUCGAAUGGUGUCGAACGAUCGAACCAUCAUCUGCUCCUGUGUGUGUGUGUGUGUGUGU
Molecule: messenger RNA, 917 nt
Organism: Anopheles moucheti
Lineage: Eukaryota; Metazoa; Arthropoda; Insecta; Diptera; Culicidae
Exons: 2
Coding region: 107-604 (165 amino acids)
Source: RefSeq, a predicted model, not a curated record